AAUUUGUGUGCGUUCGACGUGUCUACUUAAAUAAGUUUUUCCCCUUGUUUUCAUGUGGUUUUCCUCGUUUAGGGUCAGGGGGUUGAUGUACGGUGGACGUGUUGAUUAUGUCUUUUAGAUCGGGCGACCACCCUUUUUCCAUACGUAAGAGACAGUCAAGGCUUUUAUCUUGGGUCGAAAUACCUUUAGGCCUGGGAAGAAUGGGACUACCAGAUAAUGCAUCGUAUUUCAAGGACACCGAUCAGAAUUUCGAUUAUAUGUUCAAACUGCUGAUCAUCGGCAACAGUUCGGUCGGUAAGACAUCCUUCCUCUUCCGUUACGCGGACGACAGCUUCACGUCCGCCUUCGUCAGCACCGUUGGCAUCGACUUCAAAGUCAAAACCGUAUUCAGGCACGACAAGCGGGUCAAACUACAAAUAUGGGAUACUGCCGGACAAGAAAGAUAUCGAACAAUCACGACGGCCUAUUACAGAGGAGCGAUGGGUUUCAUCCUAAUGUAUGACAUUACCAAUGAAGAAUCAUUCAAUAGUGUACAAGACUGGGUAACACAGAUUAAAACUUAUUCAUGGGACAACGCCCAAGUAAUUUUAGUAGGCAACAAAUGCGACAUGGAGGACGAAAGGGUAAUUAGUUUCGAGCGUGGCAAACAACUUGCGGAACAACUGGGCGUCGAGUUCUUCGAGACCAGCGCCAAGGAAAACAUAAACGUCAAGGCAGUCUUCGAGCGACUGGUGGACAUAAUCUGCGACAAGAUGUCAGACAGCCUGGACACGGAUCCGACAUUGAUGAGCGGCGGGGCCAAAGGACAAAGAUUGACGGACCAGCCGCAAGGACCUCAGGCGGCCAACUGCAACUGCUAAUAACCCCCUCAUAUACAGCCCCCUUCCCCACAACUGUCCCUUCCCAAUAAAAAAAAUGUUUUCGCCCACUUCAAACUCUACUACUAUUAUCUACAUGAAUAGGGAUGUUUUUUUGGUUCUAUUGUUGACGACCAGGUUUUAAGGUUUAGAAAUAAUCAACGGUUUACUUUGAUCGAGACUGACAAUACGCAUACGCAUGUGUAUAUUGCAGAAUAAUUGAAAAAAGACGUUUACAUUUCUAUAUAUUGUUGCGUGCGUCUGUAUAAUAAAUAUAGCCUUUUUUAUACUCGAGGUAUAACGUUUAAGAUUCGUUUCCCGGUACGGGGAGGACGCCUCGGGAUUCUCUUCGGCUGCACUUUCUCUUCUAUCGCAAACUAAUCCAACGAAUCAGGAAUUAAAGUCGUCUUAAAAUUUAUACCUUCCUGAAAAAAAAAACCAAAAAUACACAAUCUCAACCAUACAAACAUACAAAUACUAAAAACAAUGUCAAUAUUAGAAUGUUGUAGAAUAGAGAAACGGAAGUUGGUACAUUUUUGAAGAGGUGGUCUGGACCAAUUAUGCAAGCGCAAGUCCAGCCGCAUGUUUGUAAAUAUUUGUUAUAUCUCAACCAAAAAAAAGCAAACUGUUAGUUACUCACUGAUUAUCCCCGUUUAUUUUUACACGAUUGUACCGUUUUUUAUUAUUAUUAUGCGCUCUGUUGUUAAUUUGUGUGGACAUAUCUCUGGCCUAAGCGGCACAAAUAUGAUUGUUUUAGAAAAAUGUGUUGUUGUAAUAACUGUAGAACGAUUAAAAGUGGUUAGAAAAGCUUACAAGUAAAAUAUAAUUAAAGAAACCAGACGCGAAUGUAGCAAAAUAUUAUAUUCAAAUUUGCAAAUACCAUCAGAAUAUAUGUGAAAUUUGUAAAUAUAGGAAAUGUGUGUGUUGUUAAGGAUUUUUAUUUUAUAAAUAUUGUUAUAAAUCUGUUGACGGUUGGCUUUCCCCGAUUAUCUUAUAUUUUUAACCAAAACCAUUCACAAAAAGACAAUUAAAAUUACUUAUUUCGUAUUUGAAUCGACGGAGAAAUUUUAUAUCUACGACACCUACAUUCAUACUUUCUACGUACAUAUUCCUUAGCCAAACUUUGACAAAAAAAAACGGUAGCGUUAGUAGUUAUAAAUGUCUCUUGUACUGGUUCAAAUAAACGGCAAAAUUUAUUUGCAACCAGAUGAAACACACCUAUAUAAUAUAUGAAUGUUAUAUGUUAUUUCUGUCCGUUUUGGACGCCUCUCCUCCCAGAUCUGUGCCUCAUCAAGUAAAACACACAUCAGGAAUGGGUUUAUUGAAGGACAGGCUAAAACAUGGAAUAAGUAAAGACAAUUUCGCACAUUCACUUGCUUUUAUAUAUUCAGGGAUGUCAUUGCUGAACAUAUAAAUCCAGAUACGGAUACAAUGGUUAUUUCUUUAUGGUAUAUGGACUGUAAAUUAUGUUAUUUUGUGAAUCAUUAAUGUAAAAUAAAUAGUGUAUAUGCCUCA
This is a messenger RNA of Aethina tumida (small hive beetle), 2372 nucleotides long. It is a transcript of the gene Rab3, whose product is annotated as ras-related protein Rab-3. NCBI's taxonomy places the organism in Eukaryota, Metazoa, Arthropoda, Insecta, Coleoptera, Nitidulidae. The transcript is spliced from 6 exons. Gene Ontology annotation, biological process: regulation of exocytosis; protein secretion; protein localization to plasma membrane. The coding region runs from base 108 to 860 and encodes 250 amino acids. Gene Ontology annotation, molecular function: GTP binding; GTPase activity. Gene Ontology annotation, cellular component: endosome; synaptic vesicle; plasma membrane. The record is from RefSeq and is a predicted model, not a curated record.